AACCUCUUCCCUCAUGGACCUCUCAACCACGUAACCUCUCUACAGGCCCUCAGCCAUCAUAACCCCCCCCCCUCCUACCCAUGUAACCCACACUACAGACACACACCGACCAACUCCCUCAGGCAUAUAACCCCACAGACAUACACAGACUGCCUUCCUGAGGCUGGCACAUAACCUCACCCACACACAAGUCCCCUUCCCCGCUUAAAGCCUGCAGUCCUUGCCUCAUGUUGCCCUCCUCCUGAGCUCAGCAGGAGUGUUAUUGCUUUCUGGCAUUUUGCUUGGUAUCCAUUUCCUGGGUGAGCUUUCACCUCAAGGAUGAGCAGCUGAAGAGACUUUUAUAUUUAGUUCUUGCUCCCUCCCAACCCCAGUCCCUUAUCUGUAUUGAUGCAGCUCCAGUUACAGCAAUGCAAGCUGCCCUGGCUCCACCAUUCAUCUAGUCCUUUGGGCUCAAAGCUAACUCAGUGCCUGCUCUGAACCUCACACUUUCCAUACUCAGGUUGAUGGUUUUGUCCUGAAUGACGAGUUCCCUAAGUUAAUCAUUCUCCAGAAAGCAGCUGUAAACAAAACUGAGAAGAAAAGAGAACAUCAACAAAGCUGUAGCUCUGCAAAAUAUCCCAGGAUGUGAAUUCUGAUGAAAGUCCAGCCUCCAGUUCAGACACCCUGACAGCUGCUGUUUUACUUUUCCUCAUUUAAAACUGCUCUUUUGUUCCAACUUUUAUUUACAAGCAGUUGGUAUUUUUUUUAAAUCUUUUAUUACAACAAUUCACUACAGCUGUGAGCAGAAUUUUUAAAAAGCAGGACAAAUCCUCCUAUCAACAGGAUUUUUCUUUUUUUCUUUCUUGGAGAUAUUACUUUGAUUGUACCAUGGUGGAUAAGGGUUACAGUUACUACCGAACAGUGAUAUUCACUGCCAUGUUUGUUGGCUACACACUGUACUAUUUCAAUAGAAAAACGUUUUCAUUUGUAAUGCCCUCAAUCAUGGAGGAAAUAGAAUUGGACAAAGAUGACUUGGGUCUCAUCACUAGCAGCCAGUCUGCAGCCUACGCUAUCAGUAAAUUUAUCAGUGGAGUCCUCUCUGAUCAAAUGAGUGCCCGCUGGCUUUUCUCAUCUGGCCUUCUACUGGUGGGCGUAGUCAAUGUUGUCUUUUCUUGGAGCUCUACCGUUACAGUCUUUUCAGGGCUGUGGUUCCUGAAUGGGCUGGCACAAGGACUGGGCUGGCCACCAUGUGGGAAGGUACUGCGCAAAUGGUUUGAGCCUUCCCAGUUUGGGACGUGGUGGGCAAUUCUCUCCACCAGCAUGAAUCUGGCUGGUGGCUUGGGCCCCAUUGUUGCUGCUCUGAUGGCUCUGCGCUACGACUGGCGCACAACUCUGUCCGUCUCUGGCUUCAUCUGCGUGGGUGCCUCCUUUGUUUGUCUUGUCCUGAUUAAAAAUGAGCCCUCAGACGUUGGGCUACCAAACAUUGAACCAGGAACCAUGAAAGGGAAAAAAGGCUCAUCGAGAGAUGACAGCACCCUGGCAGAGCUGCUACUCUCGCCAUAUCUGUGGGUACUCUCGACUGGCUACCUGGUUGUCUUUGGGGUAAAGACAUGCUGUACAGAUUGGGGUCAGCUCUUCCUGAUUCAGGAAAGAGGACAGUCUGCUCUUGUGGGCAGUUCUUACAUGAGUGCCUUGGAGAUUGGGGGCCUGGUAGGAAGCAUUGCUGCAGGGUACCUUUCUGACAGAGCAGUAGCACGGGUGGGUCUGUCAAGUUAUGGGAAUCCUCGUCAUGUGCUCCUGCUUUCCAUGAUGGCGGGAAUGUCUGCUUCGAUGUACCUUUUCCGGGUCACAAUCACAAGUGACUCUCCUAAGGAAAACGACUUCUGGAUUGUAGCCUUGCAUCCUCUCGCUGCCCUCACAGGCUUAACAGAACAGGAGCUGUGGAUACUGAUUCUAGGAGCCAUCUUUGGGUUUUCUUCUUAUGGACCAAUUGCAUUGUUUGGAGUGAUAGCAAAUGAGAGUGCACCUUCCAACCUGUGUGGCACCUCCCAUGCUAUUGUUGCACUACUGGCCAAUGUUGGUGGUUUCCUGGCUGGAUUGCCUUUCAGUACUAUAGCCAAGCACUACAGCUGGGCCACAGCCUUCUGGGUAGCUGAAAUAACAUGUGUCAUCAGCACCAUAGCCUUUUUCUUGUUACGGAACAUCCGCACCAAGAUGGGUCGGGUGCCCAAGAAGAUUGACUAAAGAUGAGCUGCAAAGGUACUAAGGAUGCUCCAGAUGGUAUCUAGGGAUGGCAAAUGACUACUCACUGGCCCGGUACUGAGUUUCCUACCAAUGCAGCCUAGAUCAGAAUAUUUAUCAAAACUUCAUUUAACUUUAAUCAUAUUCCUGUUUAGAAAGGCACAAGAUAUUCAAUGGCUGUUAUGUUUAAUGCCUACACAAUUUUUGGUUGUUCAGAUAUAGUUUACAUCUCAUGACCUCACUUUACCUCCUACUUAAAGUACUGGUAGUCUUGAUUGCUAAGCUAGGAAUACUGCAGAAGACUGGUAUCUGGUACCUGCCUAGCCUUCUUGCUGCUGGCCUCAGAUGUAGUGUUACUCUCAAUUCACCCUCAUUGCUUACAGAAGUAUUAGAGUUAGCCAGCACUGAGCCUAUUUUCAUUUACCUCCACUUGCUGUUGUAGGUGCAACUGUGACCCAGCUUACUCUGCCAUGAGCUACCUGCUGUGUCUCCCUCCCCAGAAGCAGAGACUGCUAGCCUAUUACUAAAGAAAAACACUGCUUCCCCAAGCUAUUGUCAGAGACUGAACAGUUACUGGUCCACAUAUUACUGCAGAUCCCUGCCAUUGCAGCAAAACUGCUCCCUUUUCAGUAACAGCAACUGAGUAAAGUUCUUGGAACUCCAUUCAAGAGAUGGAAGUACUGUACAACAGUUACUUUUUGUUGUUAAAUUAGUCACCAUGGCUAACCUCACAGUAUUAGUGAACUGCAAAACACAUGGUUAACACCAAAUAGAAUAGUACUUCCUGGAGUACUAAGGAAAUUGGUUCAAGAGUGUAUGCAGUAACAGCAUUAGACUCGUACACACUUUGUACAGCUUCUCUCUUUCAUCUAGAAAAGUCUUUAAAAGAGAUUUUUAUCCUUAGGUUGUAGAUGAUUAUUUCUAUAAGUAACAUAAUCAAUGCUAUUGUCAGGUGAAAGUGUAAAUUUCUAAUGGCUCCAGUUCGCUGAACCAGGUACAGCAUUUUUAGGUUAAACUACAACAGAGGGGCUGCUUACUAUUAUGAAUGCUUGUUAGCAGGAGCAUUGCUCCGUGGUAGUAAAUAUGUCAUAUGUUAACAGACUUUUCUUAUCAGGAUUUGUGUGUGUGUUCUCUGCAGGGUUUUAGUUAUUUAGAAUGCCUGUAGGAAAGCAAGAAGCUCAGCGGCCACCACUGUAAAGCUACCUUCACAUAAGAUUGUUCUGUCAGUCCUAACAAAAUGGCUAAAUAGUGUACAAAAGUAAACUACAUUUGGUACUUAAGCAUGAGUAUUAUGAAAUACUGUUUACCAACUGGGAAAUAAAAAUGGAGCACUGCAA
Messenger RNA from Trachemys scripta elegans, 3557 nucleotides. It is a transcript of the gene SLC37A4, whose product is annotated as solute carrier family 37 member 4. Gene Ontology annotation, biological process: glucose-6-phosphate transport; phosphate ion transmembrane transport. The record is from RefSeq and is a predicted model, not a curated record. The transcript has 10 exons. The coding region runs from base 868 to 2223 and encodes 451 amino acids. Lineage: Eukaryota; Metazoa; Chordata; Testudines; Emydidae. Gene Ontology annotation, molecular function: glucose 6-phosphate:phosphate antiporter activity. Gene Ontology annotation, cellular component: endoplasmic reticulum membrane.